GAAAUGCUGAACAGGGUUAUUUUGGCUUCAUGCUUGGCGCUGUGGAUCGGUUCUUUCACCUUGGCUGUGGAUACUGAGGAUUACAUGGCCAGAGCUCUGCAGUUAAUGUCUGAGACGCCUCUCAUUGAUGGUCACAAUGACCUGCCUUGGCAGCUUCGAAACCAAUUCAACAAUCAGCUCAACAAAGUGGAUCUUAACACACUGGCAACAACUCACACUAACAUCCCCAAGAUCAAGGCUGGACGACUGGGCGCAGAGUUCUGGUCAGCUUAUGUACCCUGUGCUACUCAGUAUAAAGAUGCUGUCAGACAAACACUGGAGCAGAUUGAUGUGAUUCACAGGAUGUGUCAGAAAUACCCAGACAGCUUCAUGUUUGCCACUAGCAGCGAAGACAUCAUGGAGGCCUUUAAAAUGAAUAAGACCGCCAGUCUGAUUGGGGUCGAGGGGGGUCACUCCAUCGACAGCAGUCUGGGGACCCUACGCAUGAUGUACCAGCUGGGGGUCCGCUACCUCACACUUACACAUUCCUGCAACACACCUUGGGCAGAUAACUGGCUUGUGGACACUGGUUCAGUGCCAUCUGAACAUCAUGGCCUCUCUCCAUUUGGCAAGCAACUAAUUGUGGAAAUGAACCGUCUGGGGAUGCUCAUCGACCUGGCUCAUGUGACUUUGGAGGUGAUGAACCAGGUGCUGGACACGUCUAAAGCGCCGGUCGUCUUCAGCCACUCUUCCGCAUACGCCGUCUGUCCAAACAAGAGGAACGUCCCAGAUGACGUCCUCAUGCGAGUGAAAGAAACUCAGGGAAUUGUGAUGGUCAACUUCUACAGUGAAUAUGUGAGCUGCAGCAAGACAGCUAAGUUAUCAGAUGUCACAGAUCAUUUUGACCAUAUAAAGAAAGUGGCCGGGGCGAGCAUCAUCGGCUUUGGUGGAGAUUAUGAUGGAGUUAAUGGAGUACCAGAAGAUUUGGAGGAUGUGUCCAAAUUUCCCAGUUUGGUAGCUGAACUACUCAGGAGAGGAUGGACUGAUGAGGACGUUAAAGCUGCUCUUGGAAAUAACCUGCUCCGUGUCAUGAGACAGGUUGAGAAGGUCCGGGACAGUAUGAACAGCACAAGCCCGGAUGACGUUCCUAUUACAUAUGAAGACGUGCAGAACCCAUGCAGAACAAGUUUCGGAUACCCCAACAUCGGAUCCGCCCAUUCCCUCAGCACACUGGCCCCUCUGCUCACACUGGCUCUCCAGGCUUGGAUUACAUUAAUGGCUUAAUGGGCUACUGUUCAACACAACUCACUGUAUGCAAGUCAGGAGUUAAGUCCUAAACCUUAGACACACACCUCAGACACAGACAUAACUGCAGAUUAAACUACAUUAAACAAUUAGUUCCUUAUCCAGUUUUUAAUCACUUUUUGAUCUCUCUUUGUCACAAAAAGUCAAUUAUAGCAAUUUUGUAGCUGACAUUAAGACAGUGACAAAAAUGAUCAAAUUAAAGUUUAUUUAAACUUGAGUCAAAGUUUCAACUCGUCUGCU
Messenger RNA from Archocentrus centrarchus (flier cichlid), 1524 nucleotides. RefSeq names its product dipeptidase 1 (gene dpep1). Gene Ontology annotation, biological process: proteolysis. Gene Ontology annotation, molecular function: metallodipeptidase activity. Bases 4 to 1263 code for a protein of 419 amino acids. The record is from RefSeq and is a predicted model, not a curated record. NCBI's taxonomy places the organism in Eukaryota, Metazoa, Chordata, Actinopteri, Cichliformes, Cichlidae. The transcript has 10 exons.